UUGAUACUUUAUCAGUCAGCUGAUCGGCCUGCGGGGUUGCUCUUGUUUACAUUUCUAACCACUGAAGGAGUACAUUGACGCACCUGACAUGUAAUUGAAUUCCUUGCAGAUGACCAUGCACAUUCUUCCACCAAGGAAUAUAUACUCUCAUUGUCUUCACCUUCGAAUUUGGAUUGGCAAGGAACAUAUACAGUUUAGUCCCGUCGCUGCCCCUAAUUAACAACACGCCCUGUCUAGAUUGACCGUUGAGAGGCGGGACCAAAGAGCCGCAGCUCAGACCCCAUAAGCACAAUUAGGUGUAAAGAUUCUGCUUUCUAACAGUAUGGCCAGUCGUGGGAUGAGUGAAACACAAAGGUUACGGCAGCAGAUGGAAGAGCAACUUGACCGAUUAAUGGCACAGUUAGCUGAUCUUGAGGAAUGCAAAGGAGAAUUAGAUCCAGAGGAGUAUGAAGAAGUCCACAAAGACACCAUUGAACAACUGAAUGAAUUUCAUUCUUCGCUCUCACGCAUGACUAGUGGUGACAUGACACUGGUUGAUUCCUUUAAUGCAAUGCAGUUGGCUAUUCAAGCAGCAAUAUCUCAAGCUUUUAAAACUCCAGAAGUUAUCCAGAUGUUUGCAAAGAAGCAACCAGACCAGUUGCGAGAGAAGCUUUCUCAGAUUGAGAGAGAUCAGAAGAUUGGCAAGAUUGCAUUAGAUUCUUACACACAGCAGAAGGCUGAGAUUCUAAGUGCCUUGCAAAAAUUGGGCGAGUCCUUAACUGCAGCAGAGCAAACGUUCCUAGAUUCUCAUGCCUCGGUUCUAAUGAAGAACUUUGAUCAGAUCACCGAUGAGACAGGCUCUAGUCAGAAGGUGUUGGAAAUGGCUCGGCAGGGACUUCACUAGGAAUAAUAAG
Messenger RNA from Procambarus clarkii (red swamp crayfish), 893 nucleotides. RefSeq names its product protein LZIC. Lineage: Eukaryota; Metazoa; Arthropoda; Malacostraca; Decapoda; Cambaridae. Gene Ontology annotation, molecular function: beta-catenin binding. The record is from RefSeq and is a predicted model, not a curated record.